Messenger RNA from Trichogramma pretiosum, 3984 nucleotides. RefSeq names its product zinc finger RNA-binding protein (gene Zn72D). The coding region runs from base 505 to 3447 and encodes 980 amino acids. NCBI's taxonomy places the organism in Eukaryota, Metazoa, Arthropoda, Insecta, Hymenoptera, Trichogrammatidae. The transcript is spliced from 10 exons. The record is from RefSeq and is a predicted model, not a curated record. Gene Ontology annotation, molecular function: zinc ion binding; single-stranded RNA binding; double-stranded RNA binding. Gene Ontology annotation, cellular component: precatalytic spliceosome.
AGUGGCGACGGUCGCGCAGCAGUUGUUCACUCCGCACCGCCGACAUCGCUCGCUGCUGCUACUGCUGCUGCUGACUCCGCUGAGCGGCAGUUUUCUUCCGUGGCUCUCUUCACGUGCAACUUGCAAGUCCUCGCGCAGUGUGUUGGUAGUUUAAUUAGUGUGUGGACCUUGAAGAAGAAAGCACAUAGCUAGAGCUACUUUUACGUGUACAUACAUUAAAAACACACACACGUCGUUCGACGCGCGCCUUCCUCGCGCUCCUACUGCUGUUGUGCUGUUUUUUUAAUUGCUGCUUGCUCGACGACGACAAGAGUGUGUGUAAAGUCGCUCAGUCCGCGGGGCCGCGCGCAGACAACCUCUACCCUAUAUAUAACGUAAAGAACACCCGUCGACGACGAGCGUUGAUACAACACAGACAGCCCCGUUGGUUGCCAGGAGAGGAGCCGCCGCUGUUGUGUCGACGACCAUAAUUGAUACCAUACAUAACAUCGCCAGUGAUCCAGGAUGGCUCAGAACAACUAUUUCGGUUUCACUCACGGUGGCACUCAGUACGGGUCCGUCUUGCCACCCAACAGAGCUGCAGCUUAUCAGACCGGCCAGGCAGGCUACGCGGUGAGUCCAGCUGCCACUGCAGCUACUUAUACGCAACGACCGGCUGCCGCCGCCGCAACUGGAUACGAGACCUAUCAAGCGGCUGCCGCAGCCGCUGCUACGGGCACCACCUACGCCGUACCGCAAACUUACGACUACGGUUACGGUAGAGCAGCUCCAGCGGCAACUUACGACGCCACCAAGACCUACUAUCAGCAACCAGCUGCAGCAGCUACUUACACCACGACCGAGACUCACUAUCAGGCGGCUAAGCCAGCUUACAGUACGACCAGUGCUUACGCGGGUGCUCCUCGUCAAGCUACGACCACUGGUCAAGCCAAAACUUAUCAGGCCACCAGCACCGCUUACCCACAAACAAAUCCAUCUCAGAACACCUCGUAUACAUCUGGAUAUUCUGCACCGGCUGCCCCUGCUCCUGCCCCAGCUGCAGCAGCUAACAAAGCUCCAGGAACAGCUUAUUCUGGUUACGACGCGGCGCUUUACAGCGCUGCCACGAUGUACGUAGCUCAGCAACAAAGCGCAAAUACCAACUCAGCCAAUCAAAAGCCAGGCGGUUGGCAAAGCUAUCGCAAAGGUUUUGGGGCUGGUGGUGGAGGUGGUAACAUGAAAGCCAUGCGACCCAAACAACCACCAAAGCCACAACAACUGCACUACUGUGAUGUUUGUAAAAUCAGCUGUGCUGGUCCUCAAACUUAUCGAGAGCAUUUAGAGGGACAAAAACACAAAAAGAAAGAAGCUUCUCUCAAAGUUCCGCAGCAGCCACCAACUAGAGGAGCUGGUAACUCUCUCAGAUGUGAAUUGUGUGAUGUGACCUGCACUGGCAAUGAUGCCUAUGCUGCUCACAUUAGAGGAGCUAAGCAUCAAAAAGUUGUCAAGUUACAUACCAAACUUGGAAAACCAAUUCCCAGCGCUGAUCCAACAGUUUUGAAUCCUAAACCAGGUCAAAAAGCUGCAGCUACAACAACAGCAAAGAAAGGUGUGAUAACUGCUACACCCAAGAUCAACUUCAUUGCUUCUGGCAAUUUGGGUACAGUUAAUCAACCACAGGAAAAAAUUGAAGAAACUGACGAAGCAGUAGAAGAACAAUCUUCUGAUGAUAAAGACAUCCAACCUGUUGGUCAAGAGUACAUAGAAGAAAAUAAAUCUGAAGAUGGAAAAAUAAUUAGUUUCAAUUGCAAAUUAUGCGAAUGUCGGUUUAACGAUCCUAAUGCCAAAGACAUGCAUAUGAAAGGAAGAAGACACAGAUUUGCAUACAAAAAGAAAGUCAAUCCAGACCUUGUUGUUGACAUGAAGCCUAGUUUAAAGCAACGCAAAAUGUUGGAAGAAAAGCUACGGCAGCAGCAGAUGCGCGAAGAGUUCAUGCGUCGCCGCGACGAAAUGUCCCAAAUCGGUCCCUUGGGCCCAAUGGGUCCGAUGUGCGACGAAGAAAUGAUGUAUUGGGAGGAGAGACGACGUUACGAGGAAGACUUCGAGUAUUACGAGUGGUACAGACGUUACGGCCGAGGCCCGGGUGCUCCACCCAUGCCGCCAAGGCCGUUCCCUGGCCCACCGCCCGGUAUGAUGAUGUUCCCCGGACAUCAACAACGCAGACCUGACUCGUCGGACGACAAGCAUGUAAUUGCUCAUCACUCGACUAUCUAUCCCAAAGAAGAAGAAUUGCAAGCUGUCCAAAAGAUUGUCUCGCACACUGAGAAAGCGUUGAAAUUCGUUUCGGAUUCGCUGGCUGAUUCGGCUUCGCCAACGCCCAAUACCAAUUCGGCAAACGCAAACUCGAACGAUACCAAAAAAGACGACUCGGCCAGUACUGCAGCAACCACUGGCACUACAAACAAAAAGAAUCAAAAAGAAGAUGGAAGCGAUGGUAAUCUAUUUUCUUUCCAAAAAGAAAAAGAAGAUUCGCGGAUUCUUCGUGGCGUUAUGCGAGUUGGUAAUUUGGCAAAAGGUCUGCUGUUAUCAGGAGAUAAUCACGUUUGUCUUGUAGUACUAUGUGCUGAAAAACCGACUAGGACUCUUCUCAACAAAGUUGCUGAGAUCUUACCGGCUCAGCUGAAAUCAGUUGCUCCAGAAGAGAGUUAUAAUGUAGGAAAACAUCCAGAAUCAGCAGCAAUUACAGUUUCAGGUGGAAGUGUCACCGUCAGUGUCACUUUGACUAGUCCAUUAAUGCGUGAUCCGGUUAAACCAGCAGGAGAUAAUGCUGGACAGCAGCAGGGAGCUGCUCAACAACAAACGACGCCUGCGACACCGGCUGCGUCGAAACCAGAUCCACCAGAUGUACUACCCAAGGCUAAGUGUUUGGAGGCUUUAGCUGCACUCAGACAUGCCAAAUGGUUUCAGGCUAGAGCAACGGCACUUCAUAGUUGUGUUAUGGUUAUUCGUAUUAUGCGUGAUUUAUGCAAUCGCGUACCUACUUGGGGGCCACUAAAUCCAUGGGCAUUGGAGUUACUUACGGAAAAAGUGUUGAGCACGGCCGGAGUACCUUUAAGUCCGGGUGCUGCUUUAAGGAGAUUGCUGGAAUGCGUCGCUGGAGGCAUCAUUCUCCCAGGAAGUCCAGGACUGGCAGAUCCAUGCGAAAAAGACCCUGUUGAUGCGAUCGGUAACAUCACCCCUCAACAGCGUGAAGAUAUUACAGCUUCAGCUCAACACGCUCUGCGUCUUGUAGCUUUUCGUCAAAUUCAUAAGGUGCUCGGUAUGGAACAAUUACCUCCACCAAAACACAAAAGUCCUUUCACACGCAAACGCAGACGUGACAAUAGCAACGGCGAGAGCACCGAUAGCGAAGCCGUUAAAAAAGACAAGAAGACAGAGGAGAUAAAAAUGGAAACAGACUCGAAAUAAUCAAGCUCACCUAAUUCUUAUACACUAACCAAAAUUAACACUAUUAUAACACCUAUUUACUAUUAUGUAAGAUUCACAAUUUAUUUAUUUGAUACUCGAUCAGUUUUAAUUUUUAAUGAGAAAGACCAUGAAAUGUUACACUUAUGAUGUGGACGUGAAAAAGUAAACAAACGUAUACUAACAAUCACGAAUUUUGUUAUUUUUUCUAAAAAUAACAAAUCAAGUCCAAAAAAAUCUCUAAUUACUUAAAAUCGCACGAAUGGGUUUGAAAAAUGAAACAAGGCAAAAAUCAGGUAGUAGUGUAGAUGAGUUUUUGUCGAUGAUUGUAGAAGAAUAAUGAAAAAUGUAAUUAGGUUUUUAAAUAAAAAAAUGUAUUAUUUAAAAUUAUUAUAUUUUCAAAUUUAUAAAAAUAUUAUAUAAUUUUGUGUUAUUUUGAAAGCAUAACAAAAAACAACUUGAAAGUUAAGAUUAGACCUAGUUGAAAUCAAGACUUCUCAUGUGAAUGUAUUGUGCAGUCAUAAUAUAAUGAGCAAAUGA